Messenger RNA from Pseudoliparis swirei, 878 nucleotides. It is a transcript of the gene cinp, whose product is annotated as cyclin dependent kinase 2 interacting protein. The transcript has 5 exons. The record is from RefSeq and is a predicted model, not a curated record. Lineage: Eukaryota; Metazoa; Chordata; Actinopteri; Perciformes; Liparidae. The coding region runs from base 99 to 749 and encodes 216 amino acids.
AAGAGAUCCCCAACGUGAGCGCUAGAGCAGUCCUCCGAGAAACUAAACCAAAGAGGAGGAAGAGGAGGAAGAAGAGGAGGAAGAGUUCCCUCGUCAGAAUGGAAGUCUCACCAGGGGACGUCACAGGGACCAACAGGAAGUGCCCCGCUGUCACAGGAAGUAGCCGCAAAAUCAAAGACAACGCUGCUGACUGGCACAACCUGAUGGUGAAGUGGGAGAAACUCAAUGAGGAUGGAUUCAAAGCAGCAGGAAGCAUGGUGGACAUGAGGGGGACACGUCCUCAGAGCGACCAGCUGCUGGUCCUGGAUGAGUCUUCAUCUCCGUCCUCACCUUCAUCAGCUCUGCCGCAGCAGACAGGUGGCGCUGCAGAGCUGCAGGACGAAUGCUGCAAGCUGCAGGACGUCGUGGACAAAAUGGUCUCUGUGGUGAAGAAGAUGGAGCGUCUCACGGCGUCUCAGCAAGGCCUUCACGAUCUGGAGGCGUUUCAGUUUGGACUUGAAGGAAGAAAGUGUCCUCUGUUUCACAGCUGGACCGCGAAGCACUUCAAGGAGUCGUCUUGUUUCCUGUUGGAAUCGUUCAGUCAGGAGCUGAAGUUGAAGCAAACCAUCGUGCAGGAACUUGCCCACGCUGCGACCUCUGACCUCUGCAUGGUGUACCUGUCCUGCUGGCUGCAUCAGCCCUUCAUCACCCCCCAGACCAGACUGACCCUGGAGGCUCUGCUUCUGGAGACGGGACACAACCCCCUUUGAAGCCAUGAGUCCGGAUUCAUCUGGUUUAUGGACCAGGAGGACUUCCUAAGACUCAGGACCAGCUCAUGGACUAACCCAAAACCCCCUAACCCCCUAACCCUCACUGACAUUAAAUCAUUUAAAUUGUAA